UGAUAAUCAAGAGCUGAAGACUCGAUUGACAGUUUGGAACAGCACUUACAGCAGAACCUUAUCAUCAAUUUGAUUCGCGGGUGGCCUGGACGCCGGAGAGAAGCAUGAAGUACCUCGUGCGAUUCGCACAAAUGCACGAGUCGUUCCGGCAGGCAGAAAUCGAUUCUCUGGCGGAGCUGAACGGCCUGCAACUUGAAUGGAUUUACUAUUCCGACGAAUCUCCAUUUGCUACCAUACAAUUACCUGCUGAGGAUGAUGAUGGUGAGACUGUCAAAGCCAUCAUCUCGCGAUCAAUCUUGGCUAUUGCAAUUUACGAAUUAUGGGGCGAGGGGCACGAUUACCAAGCAUUACAUGAAGAUGUCCGGCAUCGAACAACACACCUCUGGGAGCAAUACAAGCAGGUAUCCUUCAAAUUUGAGUUGGACAGUUUCCAUGGCAGUCGUUCCCAAAGCCAGCAGCGCGAAAUCAUCGAGACAUUCAGCUACAUGGCGUUUGAGGGUCCGAUCGUUAUGAAGAACCCACAAUGCCACCUCACAGUUUUCGAGGACUUUAAGUUGAACGUCAAGAUCCCGUGGAGGCUCUUUCUAGGCAAGCUUGUCGUCGAGAGUGGUCGUAAAUUCAUCAGCAAGUACAAUCUUAAGAAGCGGAAGUACAUCUCAACUACCUCCAUGGAUGCUGAACUAUCCCUAGUCACCGCGAAUCUGGCGUUGGCUCGCCCGGGUUCCCUGGCGUAUGACCCAUUCAUGGGCACUGGCUCCUUUCCUCUCGCGUGCGCUCACUUCGGCUCGACUGUCUGGGGAAGCGACCUGGACGGGAGGAGCAUACGCGGCAAAAAAGAACGCACCGUCAAGGCAAAUUUCGAGCAAUAUGGCACAUCGUCCUUGUACCUGGAUGGAUUCGUCGCUGAUCUGACAAAUACGCCACUGAAGGUAACCCCGUGUCUCGAUUCCAUCAUCUGCGAUCCACCGUAUGGCGUUCGAGAGGGCUUGAAAGUACUAGGUAGCACCAAGCUUGCACUACUUCAGGAAGUAUUUCUCGCCGACGGCAGCCCGGCGCAUCUACAGAGGGACUAUAUCCCGCCAAGGAAACCUUACAGCUUCAUACGUAUGAUAGAUGAUAUACUCAAUUUUGGCGCAAUGAUGCUUGUCGAGGGCGGACGAUUGUGCAUGUGGAUGCCCGUGGCUGGUGCGGUCAACGAAAACGUAGCGGACACGACCGGUGAUGAAGCCACCACACCUGCUGUCGACGAAGCUGAAUAUGUGAUACCCGAACACCCAUGCUUGGAAUUGGCGAGUUCAUGCCAGCAGGACUUCAAUAAAUGGUCGAGACGUCUUUUGACGUAUCGCAGAUUGAGCGUAGACCGAGUUGACCAAGCCCGAUGGUCCGAGUACAAAGCGGAUCGACUUGCGAUACAGAGCGAUACGCCGGAUGGGCAGAAAUUUUCGGCCGAUGAUCUGAAUGACUUCCGCAAAAAGGUGUGGUCUGCUGCACCAUCUGGUUCUAAUUCCUGCUGACACGACACAGUACUUCCAAGGGUUCAAAUGAGGGAUUGUCAACGUCUCAUUUGUAUUGUGAUCCGCAUGAAUGAGCACGACAGCCCUCGAGCCUGA
Dissoconium aciculare CBS 342.82 is the source of this 1610-nucleotide messenger RNA. RefSeq names its product tRNA guanosine-2'-O-methyltransferase. Gene Ontology annotation, molecular function: nucleic acid binding. The transcript is spliced from 3 exons. Lineage: Eukaryota; Fungi; Ascomycota; Dothideomycetes; Mycosphaerellales; Dissoconiaceae. The record is from RefSeq and is a predicted model, not a curated record. Bases 105 to 1514 code for a protein of 469 amino acids. Gene Ontology annotation, cellular component: cytoplasm. Gene Ontology annotation, biological process: methylation.